Messenger RNA from Petromyzon marinus (sea lamprey), 7012 nucleotides. RefSeq lists its product as uncharacterized. The record is from RefSeq and is a predicted model, not a curated record. Lineage: Eukaryota; Metazoa; Chordata; Hyperoartia; Petromyzontiformes; Petromyzontidae.
CGUCCGCGCUACGGAUUGCAAACGGCUCGCCUGGGCCCAGGCGAGGCGUCGUCUUGGUGGGAGCCGCCGUGAGCAGGAGACGACCACCACCCCCCAACUCCCCCCAACUCCCACACCCGCACACGAAUUAUAACGAGACGACAACAACAACAACAUUUUUGUUGUUUUUUUUACAAAGUCGCGAUUCGCACUCGUGAGGUGGUGGCGGUGGUGGUGGGUGGGUAGGCAGGGGGUUAAAGCCUUCGCGCCGUCCCGCGGUUGGCGAAGGAGACGCGGCGGGGGUGGCGGCGGCGGCGGCGUUCCGAGUCGGGGCGCGCUGCAAGGCGACGCGGCGGGGCCCGAGGCCCGGGAUUUGGGCCUAGCGAGAGGGGAGCGGUGGACGUACGGCGCUGCAUUUUUUUUUCCCUCAAUACCCCAGAGCGAUCGACUUGCACUCUGUGGGUGCUCGGUAAAGAAGAUGGAGUGAUGUGGUCGUGAUGAACACUUCCCUAAUGUCCGUGCCUCUCUUCCAGCAAGCAUUCAACCGUGAUGGCCUCCAGGAGUUGCCUGCUGGUAAAAUGGAGCAUGUGGAAACUCACCACCCUCCAGAAACCCAGUCCUUGCCAGGCAAACAGUUCUACUGUUCGAUGGAAGGGUGCGAGGAGGUUUUGGACAGCAUGCAUGUUCUCGUGAAGCACAUGCGCGUGCACCACAAGCCGCUCCGCUACUACAAGUGCGAGAACUGCGGCGCUCGCUUCCGCACGCACCGCGUCGUGUGCAAGCACCUGCAGCUGUGCCUGGCAGACAGCGCCCUCAAGCUGGCGCUCAACCCCCGGCCCGGCAAGCUACAGCAGCAACAGCAGCAGCAGCAACAGCAGUCGGCCGAUGGCAGCUAUGCCGCUCUGCCUGGCGGGGAGACGGUCGGAGGUGGCAGCUGGCAGCAGCACAACGCGCUGAAGGAGCUCCUUUCGUCGUCGGUGUACAGCAGCGCCCAUCAUCAUCAUCCUCAUCAUCAUCACCCGCUGCCAGCGUCUUCGUCGUCGACGUCCUCGUCGUCGAGCUUAUCGUCCUCGUCGGUAACGGCGGCCUUCCGGCAGAAUUUCGGCGGGGGAUCGGCGCGGCAUUCGCAGUCGUUUGCCGGGGCCAGGGCCGGCCACGGGGGCGGCGGCGUGGUCAGGCAGCAGCAGCAGCAGCAGCAACAGAUGUCGUUCACGAACAGCCGACGGCAGCAACACCAGCAACACCAGCAACAGCAUCAGCAGCAGUCGGUGAACACUUCAGCUCAUCAGGUCCAGCCGCACCCUGCAGCCUCCGCCGUCUCCGUGCUGCAGCGAGCACCGACGGCGUCGCGAACCCGGACGUCCCCGGCGCCGGCCCCGCCACCCACCCCGCCGGCGGCUUACCCUCCUGUGACCUUCGCUUACGCUCAGUCGGCGGGGGGCGGCACCAUCGUGUCCAACCCGCAGGCGUAUGCCGUGCCCCAGCAGCAGCAGCAGCAGCAACAGCACCAGCAACAUCACCAACAGCAACAUCACCAGCAGCAACAUCACCAGCAGCAACAUCACCAGCAGCAACAUCACCAACAACAGCAGCAACACCACCAGCACCACGCGAUGGUGUCAGACGGCGGCGCCGCCGCUUACCAGCACGUCUCCUCGGCGCCGCCGCCGUCGUCCUCGUCGUCGUCUUCGUCGUCGUCGGCGACGCUGUCGGCGGCCACCGCCUCGUGCAUCGUGCCCAACGCGCACGCCGCCUUCCCCGAGGCCGACGGCGCCUACGGGAAGGCCUACGCCAAGGCCUACGCGGCCGUCGGUUCCUCUUCGGCCCGCGAGGCCGCCGCAGCGGCGGCGGCGGCGGCGGCGACCCAGCAGUACACCUACUCCAAGCCGAUCCCGCAGCUCAUCUCGGACGCGGCUCACGGCACCCGCGACGCCAGCUACGCCAAGCACGCGCAGCCGUACGUCACGGCCGCGGCUGUGUCUCCACUGUCGCACGCCCAGCAGCAGCAGCAGCAACAACAACAGCAGCAGCAGCAACAGCAGCAGAGUUACAGCAAUGACAGCAGCAAUGGUGGCGGCACGGGCAACAACGGAGACCCAAAUUCGCCGCGCUCCACCGAAGCGUUUGGCUCUCCGGGCCCCAUGCCACGGCUGGUUCCGGUUGGACCGAACGGGCGCAGCAAUGGCAGCCAGGUUUCCGGAGGGAACGCGGCACAGCAGUCUGUUAACUACGGUGGUGGUGGCGGAGGUUCUGGUGGUGGUGGUGGCGGCGGCGUGCGCAGCAAGGCAGCGCCGUUCCGGCAGGAGGUGGGCGGCACAGAGCCCCCACGGGACUCGCCGGCGCUGUUUUCGUACGCGCAGAGCGUGGUGGAGCAGGUUUACUCGUACAACGCACAAGCAGGUAACGGCACCCACCACCAGCAGCAGCAACAGCAGCAGCAACAACAGCAGCAGCAACAACAGCAGCAGCAACAACAGCAACAACAACAGCAGCAGCAGCACAGGAGAUCGGGACACCACCACCACCAUCACCAGCAGCAGCAGCAGCAAAGGCGAUCUGGGCAUCAUCACCAGCAGCAGCAGCAGCAGCAGGAACUCAGCCCCACCACCUCCCAGAGCGACGGCUCCCCAGAGGGCCAGCUCGCAGCACAGCACAACGAGCGCACCAGCUUCCAGUCUCCGUCGUCGGCGGGCACGGCCGCCCGUGCCAAGCCGUACUCGGCGGCGGGGGCGGCGAGCGCCGGCGUGAUCGUGCCGCAGCGCGCGUACGUCCCCCAGGCGCCGUCGUCCUCCUCCUCCUCGUCGUCCUCCUCCUCCUCGUGCUCCUCGUCGUCCCUUGCGACGAUGGCGGCGUCGGCCGAGCCCCAGACGUUCGGGGCCCUGGCGCAGGCGCUGCCGCCGCUGCUCAACAUGGCGGCGCAGUUCUCGGCGGCGGCGCACCUCUCGUUCGGCACGGCGGUCGCCCCGCAGCAGCAGCACCACCAGCAGCAGGCGCAGCACCAGCCGCAGCACCAGCCGCAGCACCAGCAGUCGGUGCAAUUCCCCUACGGCGGCGCCUACACGCUGCCCCCGUUCCAGCCCGUGUUCCGGCCGCAGGCGAAUCUGUUCGCUCACCCGCACUGCCUCCCGUCGUACGCCAGCACGCACUGGCUCGUCAACGCGGGCCAGUCAAGCAGCGGCAUUCCAGUCUGGCAGCAGCCAAGCCACCCGUACAGCUUUCCUCAGGCCCCCUAUCCCAGCAUGCCACGUGAAGAGCCGAGUCUCCAGCGCCACUUGAAGCUGCCCGACUCGGCGGUGCGACACGACGCAGAUUUCGCUGCCGGCGUCAUCGGUUACCACACGGGCGCGAACCUGGUGCCAACACCGUACACGCAGCACAGGGACUUCCCCCCGCAGUGACACUUGCCCCCCCCCCUGUCACCCCCAAGCGCCCCCUUCCCGCCAUCAUACUUUCUCCCUUUGAUUUCUCCGCCCCCCCCCCCCCCGUCCCACUCGGUGGUUGCACUCUGCUUGUUGACAUCGGCUUCAAGAAGGCGGCCCGCUGGAUAUUCACUGCCGGAAACCCCCCUCACCCCCCCCCCCCGCCGAAUUCGGUGGAUUACCACGAUCGGCCGUUUACGAUUUAAUUGGAAUAGCCGUGGAGUGGUGUUGGCGGGGCGGGGUGAAGAAAACAAAACUAACGGCACGAGCAACGGUGCGCCCACUCGCAGAGCCGCACGAAGGCAAACCGACUCCCCAUCGAUGCGCUCGCGUGCAGGCGGUCCCGCGUGACCACCCUUGCUUCGCGGAAAAAAAAAACAAAAAAAAUCUGUCGCGCUCAAACCUCGUCGAGACCACCGCCUAAAAAAAGGGGGGCUUGAGAGCAUGGCCGCGUUUAUGUCGUUUCGACCGACAAACUCAGAGGUUCGAGGUGCAGCCGUCCCCUUGUUGGUUUCUUUGUCCGCGGCAACGCUGCCGAGAGUCCCGCGGGCGGUGCGACCUGUGAGAGCCCAUCGCAGUGUAAACCCAGGGGACGGAAGUCGUAGAUUUGGUUGCGCUUGCGAUUUGAUUCGCCGAAUUUUAGAAUCGUUUUAAUCCGAGAAUCAUAACAAAAAAAACGCUACUGGUGCGCAUCCUGCGAUCAUCGCUCUUGUGUUCGGAGCGCGCACGGUUGCCCAAAGGUGAUAUCGCAAAAAUUACAUCUCAAGCCGAUCGGCGUGGACUUCCUCACCCAAUGCUACCCGGCGCUAUCCCACACAACCCCUCAUGGCUCUAUGGGUGGCGUUUUGUCAUGUGACACACAACAAACCAUAUCAGGUUUUGUUUUAUUUUUGUUUAGUGGCCUUGGGGCUACCAGCUCACCAUGCUUGAGAGAACCCUGGUUUAAUCACAGCCGUAUCUAGAAACCUUAUUCAAACCCAGGGUCACUAGGUGGUUCUGGCUCAUUGACUUCUUGAGCUACAUGGGCCACGUUUCAAGUUAGCCAGAUAUGUACAGUAGACUCUCGAUUAUUUGCGUGUGCGGCUUAUCCGAUUUGCAGAUUAACCGUGCAGGUGAGCUUUUGACGUAAAUUAAUAACUUGUGGAUUUUCCCUUCAAGGCCAAAUUCAUAAAAUAAAAACAGUUAUACAUUGUGAUUCUUGGAAAUGUUCGUUUCAGGCAACGUGCUUAAACAGAACAAAUGUGUUGCUCCAGUUAAUCCGGAAUCCACGUGAUCUCCUCUGCAGUGCAGUAGUUGCAUAUCUUUACAACGGUGGGCGGAUUUUGAUUUGCGUGGCUCUGCGAUCCACUUAGUAGGCCGACUCUUCUGCCCAUCGAGAUCCGUGGAAAAUGUUUUUUUUUUAUUACCCGCGAUUUUGAAUUAUCCGCGGCCGACCUCCCCGUCAUGAUCGAGAGUCGACUGUAUUUGGAACCCCAGAUUAUUCAAGAGAGCCGGACCCAGGCACUACGACAUUUCUUAUAUUUUUUUUACAGAUAACAGCAGGCAUUUGAAAACUGAGAAUAGGUUUUACCCUUUUUCUUCAUACUUUGAUACUGGCAAAAAAGAAAGGUCCCAUGAUAUAGCGGAUAUUUACUUUCAAAGUAAUGCACACUGGCAGUGUUGGGGAGUAAUGUUACUGUAAUCGGAUCACAAAGUCUAUUUGCUGGUAAUAUACUAUAUUACUGUUGGUUUUACUUUGAAAUCGAACCAGGGUGGUAGUGGUAGAGAGAGAGAGGGGGGGGGGGGGAGGGUGCUCACGAGCGUAAGGUUUUGCGAAUUCGAACUUUGGGUUUCCGGGGGUUUCACUCAGUCCAUCCUUCUUCUGCAGGGUCAGUAUCACUUUGCGUGCGGAGGUCAACGGUGAUUGGUCUAAGUUCGUCCCCGUCGUAGAGUCAUAGCGCGGUGCUGUUCUUUCUGUGGCUUCGAGGAACACUUUUUGAAGUGUCCAAGCUCUGCCGGUAGGGGGGUUGCCCCCCCCCCCCCCCCCCCCCGCUACGCUGGAGAGUGCGCACGCGUUGUUGCGUUACGGGGCGCAAUUUUAAUGCGAAGUAUUGUUAAAGAUUGUCAGUUUCAUGAAAGUAAGGGUGCAGGUAUUACGGUGAGUCGAGUUUUAAAAUUCCACCUGGGAUUACAUUAAGUUACUUCUACACCAAGGUUAAUGUUAGCUUGUGACUGAUUACUAAAGCCACCCUCUUUUGACACUGCGCAGUGCUGUAUUUUGAUUUCAACUUUGUUUAGGAAAGUUUAAGAGGUAAAUAAGAUUGUGAGAGGCAAUGUUUCACGUUGGGAGACUUAAAAAAAAAACGUGACUCCGCGUCAUCAUUCAUACUGUGUCAACGAAAUGUCUGCAAAACAGGCUUACGUGUUGCACAUUAGCCCUCCGAAGCAUUUAUUUGCAACGUUAGCCCAUUGCUUCUCUGUAGCAACUGACUGAUGAGCUGAUUGAAAUACUGCAAUCGAUUUGAUCAACCACGCUUUGACGGCACAGGUUUUCCCUCGCUCUGCGCAGGUUCGUUUUGCGCGAUUUCUCGCACGUGCGGCUAAACCCUGCCUACCCAAAAUUCACGAUUGUCAUGCGGUUUGAAUUCACGCGUACGCGGCUAUGCGUUCGAGCAUGGGACAACGUUGCGUGUGCGUAUGCCGUUUGCGCUUCUGCUCUGUGCGCACCCCGCUUUUUCUGCAAUGCAUCUACUACUUACAACUACGAACGCACAAAGCGAGGAAAACCAUGUACGUAUCGUGAGCCUAGGAUUCACGGUGGCGAAUCGUAACACCCGUAGCGAUGAGUGCAGUGAUAUUUACCGGGCUGAUGGUGAACUGCUGUCCGUGUAUAUAUGUGCUGUGGUUAUUAAGGGAUAUUUUGCUUCCUUUACACUAAAGCAGACAUUGGGUACUGUAGGUUAUAUUUGUCUUCGUUUUACGGUGGGUUUUACGACAGGGAAUAGGCCCUGGGAUGUAUCCGAAUGUUGGGCUUCGAUGCGGUAUUAAGAUAAUUUUUAACACAUGGGUGAGAAUGAUUAGGAGAAAAACACGUCUCAAACCUGCUGCUCUGUGACUGUUUUCGAGGUGCGGAUGAUGACUUUUUUUUUGUUUUUACCGUCGGAAAGAGGCCAGUAAGAGUCAGAAGACACCGUGGACGUUCAUUGAAUCAGUUGACGGCGGUAAACUUCCCACGGUAUGGCUGUGUGCGGUGGCGUAAAGGGAGAUGCAACUCAAACAAAAUAUGUUUAGCCUUUUUGUCGAUCAACAAAAAAACCACUUGGGCUCUGUGUCCCCCUCUCUGUCCGUCGGUGGGUUGGAAUUUAUUGAAAAUUCGAGAGUUGUCGCGGCUCUCAGGGGCACCGCUACAGGCGCGCCUUUGUUUGGCGUCGGUCACGCUGCAGUCUCAAUUUGCUUAACCAAAAUGAUCCGUCGAUUUUAGCGUUUUAUUUUAAUUAACGAUGACUUGAUGCCCUCCAAAGAAGAAAUUGAUCCCGACGAUGACGAUGCGAAGGAACCCAAGUUUGAAUGAAUACUCGCUCUUAGAUCAAUUAGUCGCGCUAUUUUAGACCGCAGUGCAUUGAGAUAGAUUUUUU